AUGUCUGAAAGUGGUACUCCUGAUGAUUAAGAGGAUGAUUAAUAGUAAAGGAUUUAAGAUGAAAUUGUUGAGUAGGAUGAAUAAGAUGUAAAUCCAGUUGGGGUUGCAUAGAAAGCAAACUUAGAUAGAGAUAUAAGAAAGUAGCAUUUUUUUACAAUAAGUACCAUAUCCCGAGGAAGAUUUAAAAAUGGUUAAGCUAAAAGUAAGAAAAUUCUUUAAUUACACAAGCCUUAUCCUAAGAGCAGUCAAUUGGAAGCAAUUUUUAAUUAAUAUAAAAGAAUUUAGCAAUUAAAGCCUUCAGAAGAUGAAGUGUUUUUAAAAUUAGAGGAUUAACAAUUUUAAAAGGAGAGGAAGUUUACAAUAUCGGAAGUUAGAGCUCUGAGGAAGGAGAGGAAUCAUAAAUAUUUUAAAUAUUUAAUUGAAGUUAGAAAAAAUUUUGUGAGUGAUGAACUGUUUUCUAAGUUUAGAAAAAAGGUGAAAGUUUUUAGUUUUGAUGAGAAUGCAGCCAAUAAGGAAAAGUAGAAUGAAAAUUCUAUUGAUGAAUCCGUCGAGAAAGAGAGUGAUGUCUUUUCCAAUUAUUCUGAGUUUUAUUGA
Paramecium tetraurelia is the source of this 594-nucleotide messenger RNA. RefSeq lists its product as uncharacterized. The transcript has 3 exons. NCBI's taxonomy places the organism in Eukaryota, Ciliophora, Oligohymenophorea, Peniculida, Parameciidae. The record is from RefSeq and is a predicted model, not a curated record.